Messenger RNA from Rotaria sp. Silwood1, 1641 nucleotides. The record is from the annotation of a GenBank genome assembly. NCBI's taxonomy places the organism in Eukaryota, Metazoa, Rotifera, Eurotatoria, Philodinida, Philodinidae.
AUGAUGACAGAGAAUUUUCAAACUGAUGAAGCAAUGAGCACUGAUGCUGACUUUGCUGCUGAUGACAACAAGUAUGGAAACACAGAGAGAGGUGAUGGUUCUUUUUAUCGUCGACGUGGUUAUUUUGGCCUUCGUGGAAGAACAAUGUAUCAAAGGUUACAAAAAUUGCGACCACAAUUGCAAGUUCUAACUAAUCCAGAAUCAGCAGCCUUCGUACAAAAUUCCGCCAUAAUUUCUUCCGACAUCUGGAAGAAUCCGAAUUUAUUGAACGAAACGGCUUUGACACCAUAUGCUGAUGGCACAUUUUGGGGAUUUUCCAUGUUGUGGUAUAAAUUAAAUGCAGAUAUGAAACAGCUCUCCAGUGCCACUAAAUAUUAUUCAAAAUUUCUACGUCAGUUAGGAUGUGGUGGUGAUCUGUAUCCGGGACAAGGUCCUAGUUGUGUUUAUAAUAAGACCCAUAAUGGUUCAUGUUCGGCAGAUUGUAUCAGAGGACUCGAAGAUUCAGGUGCGUACUGCGGUUGCAGUGGUGAAAGAGGUCCACAAUGCCCAAACAGUCCAAAACAUAUUCGAUGUUGCGCGGAUACAUGCGCACAAGAGCUCAAAAUGGAUUUAGGUUUUGUCCUUGAUGCCAGCGGUAGUGUGGGUAUAGAGAAUUAUAGACUCCAGCAAACGUUUACGAAAGAUCUACUUCGUCGAGUGAACGUCGGGCGUCAGAAAACGCAUGUUGGCAUCAUAAACUAUUCUGAUCAAUUUGAGACCUUGUCAUGGCUGAAUGAAGAUUAUGAGCUCAAUGAAAAACUUCGACGAGUAGAUGAUGCGACAUACUUUGGUAGUGGGACGGAUACUGCCCAAGCUCUAAGUCAAGCAAAUAUUGUUUUUUCGUAUGAAAAAGGUCGUCGACGACCGGAAGAAGGUGCAACGCCCGUGAUAUUUUUAAUUACUGAUGGAGUAAGUAAUAAUCGAUCUGCAACUAUUCAAGCUGCCAAUGUUUUAAAACAAAACGAGAUUAUUUUGGUAAGUGUCGGCGUCGGUUCAGGACCAAAUUUAGUAGAAUUGCACGCAGUUUGUACGCCACCUGCAAGUGAAAACUAUUUUGCCAUAUCCAAUUAUCAAGCUUUUGAUAAAAAGCUCAAUCAAUUUACAUCUAAAUCAUGUUCGGAACCCGCUACCAUUUCAUCUAAUACGACUAUUACCAUCGAAAUAUCCAAGAACAAGUAUAAAUUUUUAAAAGUUGAAUUCGUUACGGUUGGGAACAAAAUUUUAAUUACGGCAUGGCUGUCCAAUGGUAAUGUAAAACUGUUUUAUUCGUUUACAACUCGAAACCCGAGAGAUCCAGCUGAGUUUAUUGAUUAUGAAGCAAGCACGCGUGAUUCUAGUCUAUUACGUGGGAUGCAACUCAAGUCUUAUUUUUACCAAACAAUUAAAGGAAGAAACAUAGCAAAAGAUCGUCGUGUAACUUUAGUUAUCGAUAAACCGGAUAGCGAAGUUGAUUUUGUCUAUCUUGGUGUGAAAGGCGUCGAAGAAGACAACACGUUUGAAUUGACAGUUGAAGAUUGUAACAAAGUUACUUGUAAAUCAAAUGCAUUGAUCAUACAACGAAGUCUUUUAUUAAUCGUUCUUUUUGGCUUUUUUCUUCGUUGA